AUGCCCCUUCUCUCCAAGGUCGUCACCUUCAAGACCCCCACCAACCGCGCCGCUGCCAUCAAGGCGAAUAGAGUCAUCCGAUCCAUCAAGAGCCGAUACCGCGCCCAGGCCUUCCUGUUCCUCGCGUACCACUUCUUCCUCACGUCGCCUAUGCACCUCGACAUCUUCAUCAUGUUCUUCAUUCUCGUCAGCAACUUCAUGAACCGGCAACAGGCCUUUCCCAGCCAAUUGGUCAUCGAGGGACUCCGCUUUCUGAUCGACGAGAGGAGGUUCAUCAUGCCUUGA
This is a messenger RNA of Alternaria ventricosa, 285 nucleotides long. RefSeq lists its product as uncharacterized. The transcript has a single exon. The record is from RefSeq and is a predicted model, not a curated record. NCBI's taxonomy places the organism in Eukaryota, Fungi, Ascomycota, Dothideomycetes, Pleosporales, Pleosporaceae. The coding region runs from base 1 to 285 and encodes 94 amino acids.